Molecule: messenger RNA, 600 nt
Organism: Acaromyces ingoldii
Lineage: Eukaryota; Fungi; Basidiomycota; Exobasidiomycetes; Exobasidiales; Cryptobasidiaceae
Exons: 2
Coding region: 99-527 (142 amino acids)
Source: RefSeq, a predicted model, not a curated record
ACCUCAUCCCAUCGGCACUGUAACUCCUCCCUUCCUCUUCCUCGUAUCACCACCACCAUCAUUUGACGCAAGCAGAGAGGUGCGAGAGAACAGACGCGAUGACGGAAAGGUCCGCAAGCCAACAACACCGCUCGUUUGCUCGGAGAUGCUGCUCGCCCCUCGAGACGCCGCUUUGGAAGCUCGUCACCUGGUUCAACUGCACCUUUGGCCUCUACAUGCUCGAAUUUUGGGAAAAGGCCCUCUUUUGGAUGAUCAUGAUUUUCAUCUCUUCGCUGCUGUGGUACAGCCUCAUCUUCCACCUACCCUCCAAUCUUCGCUUCAUUAUCUCUCGGACGACCUACUAUCUUUUCGGCUCGAUAGAUGCUUCAUCUUCAAGCUCUUCGACCUCCUCUUCCCUUGCAGGCGCAAUGUCGACACCGGCCAUUCAAGUCGGCGGUGCCGCCUUCGCCGGUAAAGACUGGGCGGGCGUCAGCAGCGGACUGGGUGCAGCCGUCAAGGCCAUCGGGAGCGACAAGAUCGAGCUGUAGACACUCCAUUCCCUCCACCUAUAUCCGAUCAUUUGUACAAGUAUCUGACAGUCUCAACAUAAUCAAUGUGGUG